CGUUUGUUACACGUAUUGGAAAUAUUUAUUCCACGGUGUUUGUGUGUUGAAUAUGAAAUACGGAAAAUUUUCGAAACUCGCUAGAAAAUUAGUAGAGAAAAUGACAAAAAUAUAUUGGUCAUAGCGCUGGUAUUGAGUGUUGACAAUGAACGAAGAAGAAAAAUAGUGAAUUUUGUAUGAAAUUUUUGAUACUGUUGCAACAACAGGUGCGUUAUAAGUUGUGGAGUGACAGCAAAAUAAUAGCUGCUGCUACGAUUUGCAAAUUUUUGACACCUCCCUAAAAAAUUGUAAUAUUUUAAUAAAUAAUGGGAGAAAACUAAAAUGAUCUUGAAUCAGUUUUUAAAAAAAUACUACUUGAUAAUAAAAAUAGUAGUUUGUGAUGACGAAAAAUUGUGAAAAAAUUCAAUGCCAGAAAGAAGCUUUGGUUUUUCUUUCAAGCAAUUUGAAAUUUAUGCACCGCUUUGCAAAUUUCAUUGCUCCUAAACAAUUCGGUAUUGUCCAAUACACUUUAGAGUGACCAUUCCAGUUGUUGCGAGUGGCGCUGUGAAAGUUGCAUGUGUUCAGUGUCAUUGAUGCCAACAACAAUAAAAACAAAAAUAAAAAGAAAACAAAGCAACAACAAUAAUAGAUGAAGAAAAGUGAAAUGAUUGAGAAAUGAAUAGCGUGCAAUAAGCAACUUACAUGAAAAAAGCUUAAUUGCAGUGAAAAAGUUUAAUUACAAAACAAACAAAAAAAUAGCUACAUAUUUAAAUGUAUAAUAAUUACAGGGAAAUAAAAGGCAAGAUAAGCUAAGAAAGAGAAAACCAGAAAAACAAAGGAACAAAAUAUAUAAAAUAAAGAAAAAAUUUAAUAUGUAAAUGAAAUUAAAUAUCUAAAACUCAUCAAUAAAUUCAGAAUCCUCAAUUAAAAAAAUGGAAAUAAGUUAACUUUAUUAAUAAAAUAAAAUAAAAUAAAAUAAAAUAAUAAAAACAAGAGGGACGAUUUUUGACAUAUCUGAGAUCAGUGAUGAUCAACCAAGCUAACGCAAAGUUUUCAAAAGUAAAUAAAAUGAAUACAUAAAUUUAUAAUCCUAACUAAUCCUGCAUAGCAAAUAUAACUGCUCUGUGAUUUUUUUACUAAAGUUAGAGCUUAAUAAAAAAAAUCUUGCCUAGAGAAGUUGUCAUUACUUCUAACUGCAGCCUAAUUCUAUAUAGCAAUUGACAUUCGCGUUUAUAUAAAGCUUACGUGGUAUAAAUACCAUUAAGAUCGAUGAAAGAGUUCAAAAGUACAUAGAGAACUGCUCACCAGAAGCAGACAAAUAGGAAAAUAAUAAUAAUCUACUUAACCCUUCAGUGGACACCUUUUUUAAAACCUUCGGUUGGGCGGCCGGUGUCCGCGUUCGAAUAUCCGGCCAUUAAACACUAAAAAUGGAAAAAAAUUUCCUUAAACCUCUGUCUUGAAAAAAGCUCUUUUAAAAAAACCAUUUGGGGGCAUAAGCCGGUAGGUUCCUGGAUUUGUGGAGCAACAUUAAGGCGCACACCAUAAAUUUAAGGAGGAGACCGACCAAACAGAUAAUAAAGGAUGCCAAUUAAAUAUAUAAUAUUUAUAGAACAAUUAAAUAUUAACGUAAUACGAACUUUAAAUCCUUUUUAUGAUCUCACAAUGCCAUCCAUUAAAAUCAUACUGAAGUUAAAUUAACACCAACCAUUAAGAAUUAGUAAAAAUUAAUUGUUAGCGAAAUUUUGAAUUGCUGGUCACGGUAAGGCGUUCAAUAUAUUAAAUUUUCGUGGCCCAGUGAGACACCGCAUCGAUCACGUCUAAUCGUGAAUUGCGUGGGGAUCGUGGCUCUUACUCUUAGAAGAACAAAUUAACUCCAGAAAUAACAAAUCUUAACUAAUUCAAUUCAGGGUAUGUGGUUUUUGGGGUCUCUUAUUAUUGAAUUUUCAAAACAAUUCUCUGAUGCUAGUAACUAAAUUUUGGUAAUAUUGGCUUGCCAAUGAAGCAGCGGAUGGUGUUAUCGGGUCUGGUUAUUUGAAUGCUCUUGCAAGUCCUUCUAUAUCUAUUUGCAUUCUGAAUGCUUAAACGGCCAACUAUACAAAACUUUUAAGGAAAUAUUCAAAUUCAAGUUAAAUUUGCAAUAAACUAAACAAAAUAAUAAAAAUGAUAUUACUCAUAAAUAUUGUAAAUAGGUACUAUAAAUUUGAAUGUACAUUUUGCGAAUGAAAAAUUCUUCAAGAAAAAAUAUUCAAUAAAACUAUUUGGGUUUUGCGAAAUUUCCGUUAACAUUUUUCUGUGCAACAUUUCAACAAAAGUAGCGCCAGGUAAAAUAAAAUUAAGUAAAAUAAAAACUUUUAGUUGAGAAACCAGUUGGUGGCACAAAAACAACAAACAGAGCUUUAGCAACCGCAAGUAAAAAACCAAGGAAAGAAAAAAUUUAACAACCACCACAUAAUUACAACAAAGCAAGUAAAUGCGAGCAGCUUAGUAACAUAAUAAACAAAAUUUAAAACCCGCUCACCCCGGCGUAUGAGUAACCAGUAUACGUUGAGAGGCUGUUCCGAAGUGCCAAGAACAGUAUUUGCACAUACCGAUGAAGUAUUUUGCGUAAUAACUAUAAAAGUUAAAGAAAAAAUUAAAAAUAGAGAUAAAGAAGGAAAAAAUAAUCAAAACAAAAAGAAGCACAACAGUGAGGAAAAAUAAAUUCCAAAGCAGUAGAAAUACAAACAAAUCAACCGAAGCAACAUAACAAAUUUUGCGCCUUUAGCAAAAAUAUACAGAAAAGCAUCAUGGUGUCUCGCCGCAAAAUUCUUUCACGUUCUAGAGAUGAUCUGAAUUUGGAUCAGACUUUUAGUCCACAGGAAGAGGAGGAGGAUGUAUGGUAUCAAAAGGAUAAACUAUACAAGGAGCAUAUACAAGAAGUUCUAGACAAAUGGACACAAAUCGAUGAUGAGAUUUGGGCCAAAGUAAUUGUCUUCGAACGCAAUCGUCGUGUGGCGAAAGCGUACGCGAGAGCACCAGUGCUCACCAUAAAUGGCUCCGAUGAUGGUUUUGAUGGAAUGCGCAUCGGCUUAUGUGGGUUUGAUAAUCCAAUGCGCGAUCAAAAGACCGAGGAGUUUAAAAGGCACAUUGGGCAGGGUGUUAAAAUCAAAAUGGAUGACGCCGGUAAUAUACUCGUUCGUCGCUAUGCCAAAAGUAAUGUCUACAUUAAGAGCACAGCGAGCAGCUCCAACGAGGAGACAUCCAUUGGUGCCGACAUACUCAAAUUGCCAAAUCAAGCUUUGGAAAGCGAAAAAAUAGUCAAAUUAUUCGAUAUGAAAAAAUUUCAAUCAAAUGUAAAUCGUGAGCUCCGGCGUGCUUAUCCCGACCGUCGACGCCUGGAGACACAGUGCCUAUCUGUUUUGGCAUUUGUCAAAUCGGAGAAUGAUAUAUUAGAAUGUCCUAUUUGGGUGCUCAUUGUGAAUGUGGUCGCAAUGGAUAUGCUCAAAAGUAAAUUGCCACCAGUGCAACGCCCAGUGGUGGACAUUAAGAAUCGCCCUAGAAUUCCUAUACCCGAUGAGGAUCCUUACAGUGUGGCCGGCAAUGGCAGUGGCGGUAGCUCGGGCAGCUCUGGUUUUGGUGCUGGCAGCAAUUCGAGCCAUCAUCAGCAACAACAACAACAACAGGCAGCAGCUGCCUUGCACAGCAUGAAUGGCGCUGGCGGUAUCAAUGGUGGGGCAGCUGCCGCUGGUCAUGUGGCUGCCACACGUGAGCAGUUGCUGUUACAGACACAACAAUUGGCACAUAGGCGCAGCGAAAAACCGCCAAAAUUGCCACCACGCGAUAAUAUCUACGCACAUGACAUCAUACCGAAGCCUGACUACGAUGAUAUCGAAGUGGAUACCAGAAUCAAGUUGUCACGGGGCAAAUCAGACAAAGGCAAAGACAACAAGAAAUAUGAUGAUCCCUACUAUUGCGGUUUGCGUGCACGUGUGCCGAACUUUGUGAAAUCAUCAAAAUCCUCCAAGGAGCACAAGGAACACGCCACUAAUGGCAGCGUUUCUAACGGUAGCGUUAGCAACAGUAAUGGCAACACCAACGGCAGCAACAUGAACACACUCAGCCAGAAAAAGACUUCUAUGCUACACAUGUCGAUGACGGCGCCAAAUUUGCAGCACGCAAUGCACGUGGCUCCCCCGCCACCACCCCACAUGCAUCCACAUCACAUACAGCAGCAGCAAUUGAUGGCCGCCGCUGCAGCACAUGCAGUGCAUCAUCACCAUCCAGCAGCGACUGCGGCCGCACAUCACCAACAUCAUCUGCCACAGCAUCCCAUGUGGCAGGCGCGUAGCUUCGAGAGCGGCAUAGAUGCCGAUUUGAUUGAAUCACCAUAUAAUCACAUCUACGGUCGUUUACCGCUGCCGACGCGCGGUUAUGUGCCCACACCCCGCACCAUGUACAUCGGUGAAUGGGAUUGAUGGGAAAAGGAUACACUGAGCAAAAAUAAUUUAAAGAGAAAACUGCACAUUGCUACAUAUCCAGCUAUAUGACUAUGCUGUAUACUUCAUUUUAUAUAAGUACGCUCUAUCUAUCUAUGUAUUAGAAUAUGCUUUAUGCAAUAUUAUUAACUAUUUAUAAGUGCACAUUAUUACAUAAGCAAUUGAGUAUGUAAGUAUAGUACUUGCGCAAUUUAAAGAAAAUUUAGUAUAUAAGCACAUACUUACAUACGUUCAGUAUAAAGGAGAUGCUUGAAAAAUAUGGGUCCAGCGAUACGCGAAGUAGUAUACUAUAAAUAUGUACUUAAGUUCGUUGCAAACAAUAUAUUAUUUGUGUGUGGUUGAAAUGAAAAAGUGCUUAAGUUGAUUUAAGAGAAACUUUGUUAAAUAUUUUGUAUGAUUUUUCAGGAAAUUUCGGCAAGAGAAAUUUACGGUUACCCUAUUUAAGCGUUUUAUUUCAAUUGGAAGGGUUAAAUAUCAAUGCAAUAUAACAAAAUAAAAUAUAGCAAAAUAAGGUAAAAUGAAAUAAGAUAAAAAUAAGUAAAAUGAAAUAAGAUGAAAAUAAGUAAAGCGAUAUAAAGAAGCAUAGAAAAAACAAAAUAAAAUGAAACUAAAAAAAAAUAUUUAUAAAACGAAAAACAAAAAAUAAAAAAGUUGAAAAAUAAAUAAAAGAAAGAGAAGUUAAAAGAAAUAGAAUAAAGGAGCUCGAAAUGUAAUAAAAUAAAGGUGAAUUAAAAAUAAAAAUGAAAGCAAGUAUAACAUGAAAUAACAAGAAAUGAAGUAAAAAAAGAUAAAAAAGAAAUAAAACCCAAUAAAAUAACAUAGCAUAAUAAAAACAUAAAAUAAAAUGAAAAAAA
Anastrepha ludens (Mexican fruit fly) is the source of this 5308-nucleotide messenger RNA. RefSeq lists its product as uncharacterized. Gene Ontology annotation, biological process: regulation of DNA-templated transcription. The transcript has 11 exons. The record is from RefSeq and is a predicted model, not a curated record. Bases 2766 to 4433 code for a protein of 555 amino acids. Gene Ontology annotation, molecular function: protein binding. NCBI's taxonomy places the organism in Eukaryota, Metazoa, Arthropoda, Insecta, Diptera, Tephritidae.